Messenger RNA from Oreochromis niloticus (Nile tilapia), 2467 nucleotides. Its product is annotated as syncytin-A-like. Lineage: Eukaryota; Metazoa; Chordata; Actinopteri; Cichliformes; Cichlidae. The transcript has 2 exons. The record is from RefSeq and is a predicted model, not a curated record. The coding region runs from base 1294 to 2211 and encodes 305 amino acids.
ACACACACCUAAACAUCCACAUUCCAAUGUAAGGAACAAACACCCACUGAUGUAUAAAUAAAGGCCAGGGCAGUUUCAGAGCGCGUGUCACAGAGCCAUCACUCUCACUGUGGAUGCUCUGUGCUGCCCUUGUAUGCAAGUAAAACUGUGUUUCUCCUCUCUGAUUCUCAACUGAAGAAGUGUUUAAGAAUAAUUCUCCUGACAUUUGUUUUGGUCCUCCGAGCCGGAUCAGAAACAUCAGAACUGUUAUCUGUGACUCUGUUCCAGGAUCUGGCGGACUGAGUCCUGACGCCGUGGGAAGCCAGCACCGAAGUCUGUGCACAGCCCUCUUAGACGAGGCCGGAAAGUCCCGGACCGUAAAUUCGGAUUUGGGCCGGUGUUCCUGGUCUGUUCCACGGCAGUGGGAUUCAGUCUGACGAUCCGAACCACCAGUGAGUCGUCUGAGGGUUGAAGCCAGGUGAUUGGAUCCUUGUCCGAGUACUUCAAAGGAAAAAUUGGAGCUCGGCACGCUGGGAGGGUCCACACCAAGUGCUUCUGACCACUCCAACUGCCUGCAAAAUAGCAGAGAGGCCCUCCUGGAUAUAUCAGAGCCACUGCAAAAAGCUUGAGGUCCCAGAGGUUUCCACUUCCUCCACAGAAGUCAACCAGUAAAGGAAAGUUUCACCCUCGCUUGGUUGCUUCGGUGGUGAGGGGGGAGUGCUGAUUGGGCCCCUUUUAAGGUAAGCUCGCACUUCAACCUCUAGCCUCUGAUCAACUCUAGGGCAGCCAAGUGCAAGGUGUGACGGACCUGUGUCAGCCAUGGGAAGGUGGUCCCUCCUGGUUACCUUGACUACGACACUCACCCUUACAGGAUCCCAGCUGACGCCGACAACAGCUGAGCCACGAGGCAGACAGAAAAGAUGGACGCAUGAUAACUCCCACCUAAGAGACAUGACGCAAGAUCACAUCCACCCGUGGAUGAACAAUGCCUGGUACCGCUACAUCCACGACAGGAUUAAGGCAGAAUCAGCAAAUACAGACUGUUAUGUCUGUUCUCACAUGCCCAGCACGUCGACACACCCCACACUAUAUGGUGAAUAUAUGAACAAGACUCAAGCAAAGUGUGCAGCCAGCUUUGCUGGCAUUGGAUUCCAACACAGUUGAAUCAUCACUAACGAUACAAUUCCAUAUGCUGUUGGACUUAAUAAUGGUGCAUGUGAUCAACUCUUCUGGAUCGAUUUUAAUGUAACAAACCGGAAUGUAUCCAUCCACUUCCCAGUGUUCCUGGACCAACUCCAGGGGAAGAAUCACUCCAUGUGUUAUCAACAAGAGAAAGGCAACAGAUCCCUUGGAAACACCACAAACUGUGGCCAAACUGUAAUCCACGAAGAAGGCACCCCUGUGAAUAUGAGUGGACCUUCUAACGGCACGUACUGGGUGCAAGGAAUGGCCUGGUUAUGUGGACAACGGGCAUAUUUUAUACUGCCCCCAGGCUGGACAGGAACAUGUGCUCCUAUAUUCCUGUCAGACCACACUUUCAGGAUGACCGCAGUAAACACCACUUCUACAGCACGCCGGAAAGGAAGGUCAACUUUCCCUAAACUUCAAUCACAUGAUCCGAUAUGGGGAAGUGACGUACCCGAGGAAUUCAAAUUAUGGACUACUGGACAAAAAGUACUCCAUUCAUUAUUCCCUUGGGUGGGAACUGGAAAAAACAUGCUGAGGAUCGAAACUCUGGACUACCGUUUUGGACUCUUCUUGAACGCUUCAUGCAAGAUCAACGAACAGCAGAAUCAGGAAAUUGAUGCAUUACGGAUUGCAGUGAUGCAACAUCAGGUAGCUCUAGACAUGAUAUUAGCAGAGAAAGGGGGACUUUGUGUCCUUUUUAAUAACACCUGUUGCACAUAUAUACCAGACAAUGUACACUCAUCAAACAUGACUGAUGCUUUGAAUGUUUUGAGAGAGAUCCAGCAGGCUCAUAAUCAGGAUUAUGUAAAUGAUACAAGUAACUGGUUUUCUUGGCUUUACACUGGCUCCUGGUUACAGGUGCUAAGAAGACUCCUCAUCGGAGUUGGAGUAUUUUUAUUUUUAUUUUGUGUCUUUGUAACAUGUAUCCUGCCAUGUCUGAAACUCAUGAUUAACCGUAUAAUAUUUUCCACUGUUACUGCAUACAUAGCUGUGACAAAUGAUGAUAAUGACUCCGACCUGUUGGAACGUGAAGACUUUGUGUGAUUAAUGAUGAUGUGACAGAAAAUGUUCAACAAGAUGUUACAUACUGAUAUCUCACUUAAAAGUUAAACUGACAACAGGGGGGAAUGUUAAUAGAAUGUCAAACAUAAUGUCAGUAUUAUCUUUUAAUUAUAUAGGUUUACUUAUGGUAGAGUGCUGCAUGUAAUCAUUUGUGUUUAGAAGUAUGUAGUUGAUAGUAUCCUGAAGGAAUGUCUCAUCCUAGGAAGCUUGUGUAUUCCAGAGUGUUCUGGUUUUCACA